GUCCCUCACUUCUUCCUGUUAUAUUGUACAUUUUAUGAUGAGUUAAGAUCACCUUUUUCAGUCCUGAAAAAGGAGCACUGAUGAUGUCAUCUGCGUCCCCAAAGCCUGGAAGAAACGUCAGGAUGGUUUAUUUCGUGAAUGUUAGUUUUAUCGAGCGUCUGCUCGUGGUUUCUGGUCUUCUUGUUUUCUCAGUGGAGUCUCGUACGCCCCUUUGGGCUGGGCAUAUUAUUUAUGCAUGACACAAUAAUAAAAUUAGAUCGAUCAAUCAAAAUCUUCUUCUGUCUCACUGUCCUCGUCUGUCCUCUUUUCAGGGUCCAGGACUUGUCGGGACGGGACAGCCCGGAGGGCUUCGUCCCGUCCUCAUCUCCAGAGAGCGUGACGGACAUGGAAGUCAGCAGGUACCCGGACCUGUCCUUCAUCAAACUGGAGCCGCCGUCACCCUGCCCCUCGCCUACAAUACCCAUGAUGCCCUGCGCCUGGGGCAAAGGCUCUGCAGUCAAACAGGAAGUGAAGGCAGAGCCUCACCAUCAGGGUCCUCCCUCCUGCUCUAACGCUGACCUGGUUACCAUAGCGAUAACACUGAGCCCAGUUGCCGCUCAGAACGCCGCAGGCGUGAUGGCGGCGGUGGCGCAACUGCUGCGGGUCCCCGUCCCCGUGGACUACCAGCUGAGCCGGGCGGCGGGCCCCGAGCGCAGCUCUCUGGCACUGCUGGCCGGAGUCCGAGUGCCGCUCACGCAGGUGGGAGGAAACACACACUUCCUGUGUUAAAGGUCAUCACCAUGACAACUGUUAGACCUGACAACCAAGUUUAGUUUCUGACAGAGUCUCAGACCGUCCUUACUUUGUCCUCUGUGUCCAAACAUCCUCUGAUCAAUAAACAUCCUCU
Molecule: messenger RNA, 886 nt
Organism: Plectropomus leopardus (leopard coralgrouper)
Lineage: Eukaryota; Metazoa; Chordata; Actinopteri; Perciformes; Serranidae
Source: RefSeq, a predicted model, not a curated record